Podarcis lilfordi (Lilford's wall lizard) is the source of this 25814-nucleotide messenger RNA. The record is from the annotation of a GenBank genome assembly. NCBI's taxonomy places the organism in Eukaryota, Metazoa, Chordata, Lepidosauria, Squamata, Lacertidae.
AUGCAAGCGGCGCGGCGAGGGAUGCGGGCGGAGCAUCCGCGGAGGCAGCCGCGUCGCCGGGCGGAGCUUCCUCGCCUGCAUCCCGCCUCCCAGCCGCCUAUAAAAACCCCCCUCGGGGCGCCGCGCAUCCCUGAUCCUCUUGUGCAACGAGCAUCUCUCUCCUUUUGCUCAGUCCUCGCAGCGCCAGCUUUUGAAAAGAAGCCUCCGGGAUAUUUAUUUCUGCUUCUCUCCAAAGCACCAUCUCUUUCGCCAGGGAGCACUUCGGCGCGGCAGCCUCUCGCCGAGCCUGGAUGCAUGCUCGUGGGAACGCGCCCCGACACGUGUCUUCGCAGCCGAAGCGUGCAGCCAUCAUUCCCUCGGAUCGGAUUCCUCCUUUGAUUUUCGCGGCGCUUCGAGAAAGAAACUCGGAGCCUCUCCAGCCUCUCGCCUUUACGCGCAGCAGCCCCAGAUGGAGACCGCCCGGGUACCCGCGGGAUCCCCCCCGGCCUGCCGCGAAGCCCGGAGAUCCAGGAAGACCCUCGGCUUCCUGGCCGUCGGGCCCAAGACCCUUUUCCCGGAGGGCGACGGAGCCGCCGCGAUGUCCCCGGUCACCACCUUGGCGCUGAAUAUGGACAAGCUGACCGGCCUGGGCAGGUAAGACCACGAGGACUAGCGCCUUGGAGGAGGAAAAUUGGGGAUCUUGCAUGUCCGCGGGGUGCGUGUGUUGUUGCAGGAAUUUAGCUUUGCAUGUCAUUUUGUGCACGCAGGAUUUGCCCGAGGGGUGGUAUAAAAACAGACUGGGCCUAAAAGGAAAUCCAUUAUUUUUUUGGGGGGGGGUGCGUGUCGCUUUUUGCAAGCGACCCACCAGUCCGAUCCUCACGUGCAGCCUUUGCAGAGGCGCGCGUGGUUUUAUUCCACGCGAAAAGGGGGAAGGGUAGUUUACGGGGCUGGGGGCCACGUGCGCGCCUUUGCAACAUUGCAAGGGUUUUUUUCUGUGCGUUUGGAAAAAAGCAAGAGUCUGUAACCCCCCCCCUCUUCCUGCCCCCCCCAACUUCUCUCCUGGGUGGAAAGAGCGAGCAGCUGUUUUGCAGGGCUGGGGGGGGGGCGCCCGGGCCGCGUGGGAGCCGGACAAAGGGAGCCUUUAACGGGAUCAAGAAUGCCGGCGGGGGCCGGAGGCGGAGGGCUGACUGUGGGUAUUGGGGGGGGGGACACGUGUGGGGUCGAGGAGGAAUCGGGGCCCCUGCGGAGCUGCAGGAGCCCCCCCCCCAGCUGGCUGGUUGGGAAAGAGGCCGGAGGCGCCUUUCCAGAUGUUGCGUGACUCCCAGCUGCACGGUCUGGGAUUGUGCUGGGGGAGGGAGCGAUAGGCCAGCAACAUCUGGAAGAGCCCCCCCUCCAUUUCGGCUUUACCCCAACCUAAGCACUGGUUAGUUCCCCUUUAUUUCUCCAUUUUUAAAAAAUAAAUUUGUAUAUUCAUCCGCAGAGCUCCGGGCAGGGGCAGCAAUAUAUAUACAAGAUAGAAACUCAAAAUGCAGAAUAAAGACAAAACAAACCGCCCCCCCUUGAGGUUGCCUAAUAAUAAUAAUAAUAAUAAAUAAAUUUUAUUCAUACCCCGCCCUCCUCAGCCAAGACCGGGCUCAGGGCGGCUUACAACCAAUAAUAAAAACAAGUUGAUUGAAAUACAAUUUAAAAAACAAUAUUAAAAUACAACAUUAAAACAAUAUAGGAUUGUCAUAUAUAUAUAUAUAUAUAUAUAUAUAUAUAUAUAUAUAUAUAUAUAUGUAUAUGUAUAUAUAUGUGUAUAUAUGUAUAUAUAUAUAUGACAUAUAGGGUCUCCUAGAACAGCCCCACUGCCAUGCAGGAAAUGCAAAGAAACUAAAUCUUUCAUUUCCUUUCCUUUCCUUUCAUUCUCUCUCUCUCCACUCCCAAUGUAAGAGUUUUGCAGCAGGAUCAGGCCUGGGAUUAUUGGGGCGGGGGAGGGGGCGGCCUUUGGAAUAUAGCAACAUCUGGAAGGUUCCCUGCCAAUACCCUAAACACCGAUCAGUUUUCCUCUGGGUCGUCCUAGGAUUGUAGAAUUGCAAGGGGAUUCCAGAGGUCCUCUAGCCCAGUCCCACUGCAAUGCACGGGGUCUUUCCUUUGCCCUACCAUCCUUUCAUUCUCUCCCCCUCUCCAAAUGUAAGAGUAACAAAGCAGGAUCCGGGCCAGAGGCCCAUCUAAGCCUAGCAUCCUGUUUUCCUGGAAGGCCGCAAGAAGCGCUUUGAGUGUGCGCAGACUUAUACACACUCCUGUUUUCCCUGAGCGCACCUGAUGCAUGAGCUGUGUGGUCCAUGCACUUGUUGAAUUUAAGGGCGCUUUUAUUCUGGAAGGAUCCUCACCCCCUGCAACACAGUGCAUGCUUUCUUGGAAAUAGGGCCUGCCCUUUUCAGUGCAAACAGGAUAUUAAAAAGGUCUAAAAACCCACAUUCCUAACAGCUUCACUGCCGGGUAGGCUUUGGAUCUAGCGAUCCCAAAAGGGUUUCAGAAUCGUAGAGUUGGAAGAGGGAAACCCCAGAGCUCAUCUAUCCCAGCCCACUUCAAUGCAGGAACGUCUGCUAAGUCUUAUUAAUUACCCAACAUGGGGGAAUCUAUAUAUUUUUCUCCCUGCACAGUGGGGCUCAUUCCUUAUUCUACCCCUCCAACACUUUCUAAGCCUCUAAGAGUCAGCCUUUAUGCCAUAAUCGAACUAUAUAAUUGAAAUAUGAACACAACUCUUAACAUUUAUUUUUGGUCAGAUGUGAAACCAGCCAUUCCAAACAUGGUUGAAUAGUGUAAAACUAAACUGAUUCUUUUUUCUUCUUUUUUAAAAGCAAGUGCUGAUAAUGUUUUCAUGAAGGCAAAUCAACAAACAGAUGUGGAAAAAACCAACAACCCACCGUGGCCACACUCUAACCCCUUUGAGUGACAUCUGCUAGACCAGGCAUGGCCAAACUUUGCCCUCCAGCUGUUUUGGGACUACAGUUCCCAUUAUCCCUGACCACUGGUCCUGUUAGCUAGGUAUGGAGGGAAUUGUAGUCCCAGCUGGAGGGCCACGUUUGGCCAUUCCUGCUCUAAGCACUGUGCCACACAGCCUUUAGGAUCUGCAUUCAUGCGCCAGAAAUGAGAUCCAUUGCUUUUUCCAUUUGCCUCUUGUGGGAUUUUUCUGUUUGCUAAUGUGUGGUGCCCUGCUGAAUAAUCUUGUGCAAGAUGGGGGUCUGGGUAGGUGAGGGGAGUAUGGGGGGGGGAGGAGGCUGUGGUUGUUCAGCGGCCCUGUCAAUAUACCAUUCCCCCCCCCACUCCAUGCAACCAUCUUGCCUCCAUGUUGGAGAAGAGAACUGGUUCCUCUGAGUUUUGGGUGGGUGGGCUGCAAGCAGCAGCCCUGAGGCUUUCCGAAAGGGAGUUUCCCUUUUGGAAAAAAAUGCACAUGAGGCUGUAAUCCGAAGCAUGCAAAUUUGGGAGGGGGGGGCCGUAGGAAUAGGUUGGAGCUGCGCACAUGUGCUCAGCAGCGGGACGGGAGAAUCAAAUGGGGAUUUAUCGAAACCUGAGAUCAGUUUAAACCCAGGGCAUAGGGUGAAGUCCAUGUAAACCUGCUUUCUUAGGUUGCUUUUUAAAUGCUGUCUUUUGUGCUCCUCCAGUGGUUGCAUGCAUGCAUUCUUUAUUCUCCCCCCCCUCUCCCCCCCUUUGUUCUAACCUCUUCCUCUUCCCUCCCCUCUUUGAAACUCUCUUUCCUGCCUCUCAGGGCUGGCUUCUCGCAGUAGGACUGUUUGCCUGCACAAUGUCACUUCUGUUCAAAAAGAAGAAAUAAUGCGUGCUUGGGGGGGUGUGUGUGUGUGUGUGUGUGUGUGUGUGUGUGUGUGGUUUCCUCUCCCUCCCCUGCCAGGGUGUGCAGCAGAGCAAAUAAUGUUUGCAUGCCUUUUAUGUCCUGCGCACAGGACUUUUUUUAUUUUGCUCUUGCCUGGCAGAAGCAAAAGGCUUUGCAGAAAAAUUGGCUCUUGUGAAACUGCGACUGCAUGACUGUUUUUAUAAUUAUGGUGUCUGUAACCCUGUCUGAACCACAGGAUUUUUUUUGGGGGGGGGGCUUUUGACAAGAGCUGCUUGCAGCCCAACUAGUAAUAUUGAGGCUGUAAUCCUGAAGUCCUUUGCUCAGGUGGUACCAUGCAGGGUUGGCAAGACCUUCUGUGGUUUUUUUGGGAGUAGAGGAAACUGCCUUAACUAUGAAUCAGACUUUUGGGGUCCAUCUGGUUCGGUCUCCCCAGCUGCUGUUGGACUACAAAUCCCAUCAUCUCUUAGCUAUCGGGGCCAGCAGUUGGGGAAUGAUGGGAUUUUUAGUCCAACAACAGCAGCAGCUUUGCAAGGUUAGGAGUAUCUCCCAGGGGGAGGGCUCUGGUGGAGUGCAGACUGGGGAUAGCUCUGUCGGUAGAGCAUGAGACUUGUUAAUCUCAGGGUCCUGAGUUCGAGUACUGCGUUGCCAGGGGUUGGACUAGAUGACCCCCGUGGUCUCUUGCAUUUCUACAAAUCUGUUUUUCUACUCGGUGAAUUGGGUGCUGGAAAGGCCCAGUUUGCAAUCUGAACACAUGUGGGGGGAGUGUGUGUGUUGGAGGGGGAACUACCGCUCAGUGGGUAGUGAAGCCCCUACUGUGUAUGGGAGAAAAAACUCCUAGAUUUAGCAGAGAAGCCACUUUUCUGGCUGCACAGAAAUCAGCACUGGACUUAAAGCACAAGGACAGGCUGGUGGGAUCUCAGGUCAGACCUUAGACCAGCCCCUUCCCUUCUCCUGGGCUCUCUGUGUUUUCACCCACUCCCUCAGGGGUUUUGGCAAGAACAUUUUUUUUGCAGCUGGGUGGAGGGAGAGGAAAUGGGUGCGAGAUAUAUUAUUUUAUCUCUGGGCCUGCAGUUAACCUUGCCCAGCAGCCUCUCCCAUCAGUUAGCCGACCUGCCCCGUAAGUUAAUCAUUGAGCAGCUGGCAUCUCGCUGUGGCUUACGAUAAGGUGACUGGCGCUCUGUACGUUGCCCAGAGACCUGAAACUUGGUGUGCCCCCCAAGGUCAAGCGGAGCUGUGACAAUCUGGAACCAGCAAACAUGUCCGUCUCUCCUUAGUUUUUAAAUGGGAAGUUGUAAAGGAGUGACCAAGCUUUCUCUGUUUCACAAAACUCUUCCCCAGAUCCUUUUUUUUUAAAUAAAAAAAAAGUUAAACAGGGAAGUUAGUUGAAAAGGGGCACGAGUUGUAGACUUAAGGCAGGAAGCUCUGGGUUCAAAUCUCCGCUUGGCUGUAACUCUGAUCUUGGGCUGAGAGAGUGGCUGGCCUAAAGGGAAAAGGUAAAGUCCAGUCAAAGGCGACUAUGGGGUUGCGGCGCUCAUCUCUCUUUUUUCCCCCCUCCCCAUUUUUAAAAUUCAUUUUAUAACACAAAUAAACACAAACAGAAAAACAAACAAUACAAACAGAUUCUUGUCUUAUCCUUAUUUUUUCUAAACAUUGUUAGGUGGGCUUCCCCAAGUCCCCCCUAUAUGAUUUUCAUUUUACCUCAUCUUUAGCAGUUUACAUAUCAUAAUUUCUAACCAUUUUUUUUAUCACACUUACUUUAACCAUAAAAAACCUUCACAUUUUAUCACUUACAAAUAAUACUAUUUUAAAAUACACUAUCUUCUAACCCUACAGCCUAAAUCCACUUCCAAAGCUUUUCUAAGAUUUAAAUAUUAACAUAUUUUUUCAAAUAUUCUUUAAACUUCUUCCACUGUCUCUUCUCUCUGGUCUCGGAGUCUCCCGGUCAGUUCGGCAAGUUCCAUAUAGUCCAUCAUCUUCAUCUGCCAUUCUUCGAUAGUUGGCAAAUCUUGUUUCUUCCAAUUCUUUGCUAGCAAUAUUCUCGCAGCUGUUGUGGCAUAUAGAAAAAAAGUAACAGCCUUUUUGGGGAUUUCACCCCCCACUAUACCAAGUAAAAAGGCUUCUGGUUUUUUAAUAAAUGUGUUUUUCAGCACUUUUUUCAGUCCAUUAUAAAUCCUUUCCCAGAAGUCUUUUACCUUGGGGGCACGUCCAUCACAUAUGGGCAUGGCUGCCUUGGAGGGACAACGUGAUUUUAAACAGAACAGAAGCUAUGCUUUUAAUAUUUGAUGUUUUAUUAUGUUUUUAUAUAGGUUGGGAGCCGCCUAGAGUGGCUGGGUGUGUGUGUCAGAUGGUACCACUACUAUUAUCCUUAUUAUUAUUAAUAAUAUUAUAUUCCAAGCUUCUUAAUCACUGGUCUUUUCUCUUCCCGGUUUGCAGUGAUUGUGACACCCCCAAGAGAAGGAAGCGGUUGGGCCUUGACUUCAAGAAAGAGUGGUCCUCGCAGGAUUCCGUCUCUUCCGAGUCUUCGCAGGAAUCGGGAGAUUCAGGUCGGUGUUUGGAGGCUGCCAACCGCCUUCCCCAAAUGGGGCUCCUGUGCUUCACUAAACUAUGUCAUGGGGGGUGUUCAGAAAAAAACUGCCUGCUCACUGUGUGGGGAGAGAUGGGAUUAGGAGAACAGCCCCUGUUGAAUUGUCUUCCAACCUAAUAAUAAUAAUAAUAAUUCAUUUAUUUAUACCCCGCCCUUCCCGGUGCAAAAACCAGGCUCAGGGCGGCUAACAACAAAUUUAAAAACAGUAUUAAAGCAGUAUAAAAUACAAUAUAAAAACAUGAAUAACAAUAUGGAACUUUAAAUUAGGUUAAAUAAUAAUAACUAAUUUUGUAUCUCCUUUCAUCCGAUGAUCACAAGGAGGUUUGCAAUAUAAAAACAUAAAAAUGCAUGUCAUAGUAGCAAACAAAAACAAGCGACCCAAUUAAAGCAGCUGUGAAAGGAGUGGCUCUUAUUCUCUGGGAAGAGCAGUUCUGACUGGGGUCUUUUAUGGGAUGCUUGUCUCUUUUCUCUGAUUAAACAUGCCGAUUUUGCCAUCUCGGUUAAGCCUGUUAAUUCUAGUAGGCACCCUUCCAUUGCUGGUCAUAAUGGGUCUUUGGGCGCAGGCGAACUCCCCUGAUCUCUUGGAGUGCAAAGGCAGCUAACCGCUGGUCCUCCAGUUAAGCGUGGGACUAAAAUUCCCACCAUCCCUGACCAUUGUCCACAGCAUCUGGUGCUGAUGGGAGUUGUCGUCCAAAGAUUCCUGGAGGGCGCCAAUUUGGGGAAGCCUGAACAGAGAAACUUCUUGCUGGUUUUCCCACCUUGUUUAUCUCUCUUGAUAAGAUUCCAGAGGGGUUCCUGGACCAUAUCAGCAAGCCUUUAAUCUGUAAAAGCAGGGCAUUCCCCAAAGCAUCUGAGACUCUCCUAGGAGGUGGUAUCCUGCAGUUGCAGAUCAGGGGUUGGCAUGGCCUGAAGCAGACGAUCUGCGAUCCAGGAUCACAGAUUCUAUAUGAUCUGGGAUCAGGAGAAUGUGUGGCCUUUUGCAGGGUGGCUGAACUCAGACCAAAUCGAUUAUCUAGACUAUCAGAUUGUCAUCGCUGGACCAAGUCCAUCCCUUUUGUUGCAUUAAUCCAGGGGUCAGCAAGCUUUUCCAGCAGGGGGCCAGUCCACUGUCCUUCAGACCUUGUGGGGGGCCAGACUAUAUUUCUUUUUUGGGGGGGAUGAACGAAUUCCUAUGCCCCACAAAUAACCCAGAGAUUGCAUUUUAAAUAAAAGGACACAUUCCACUCAUGUAAAAACACACUGAUUCCCAGACUGUCCAUGGGCCGGAUUUAGUAGCUGAUUGGGCCAGAUCUGGCCCCCGGGCCUUAGGUUGCCUACCCAUGCAUUAAUCAAACUAAACAGUUUGAACCAUUUUCUUUAGUGGGUUGUGCAAGCCGCAGUUCUGAAGGAUGCUUUUUAUGGGGUAGGGGGCACGGGGCUCAGUUUAUGGAGCUUAAGGGGGCAGUGGCCAGAGUUUUUUUGGGGUGUGGGGAAUUUCAGUUCAGUAAUACCUGGAAAAGUCCAGUGUUUCUGCGUACCUGGAACACAAGAAGUGCCCUUCUCCUUUCCCAGCCCUGAAUCUUUGUAUGGCAGCCCAAAUAUAUGCCCGCUCUCUCGUUGCCUGUUCAAAUGUUUGCACCCCACCAUUAUCCCAUAAGCUCCCCAAACCUAAUGUGCCUUUUGGAGCCUCUUUGCAGCUCUUCCUGAGAAACGUCUAGUUUUGUCAGGCUCUUUCUUAGCAGAAUGUGAAGAGAGGAACCCCACGGAAGACCUCAAAAGCCAGGGGGCUGGGGGGCGCCCUCCCAUCCCAGCGGCCUUAGCGAUACUCGUAUUUCUCUUUCCUCAUGUGAACUUCUUUUUGUUGUUGCUGGCACAGGCAUGGGCCCGGAUUCCCCAAUGGAGCCAGAGCUGGAGAUCUUGGAAGAUGUGUAAGUUGGAUUUUUUUUGCUGAUCCUUGGAAGGUAGGGAGGUGUUGGUUGUUUGGUUUCAACCCCCAGCAGAAAGGCUUUAAAUGAGGAUUUGAUGGAGCGUGAAAAAGCGUUAAUCCUGAGGCUCUGUCUUUUGAUGCAGUUUGCUGAUACGUAGUUUUAGUUUGCUAGCUUCUUGGAACAGAAAGGGCCAAGGGCUUUUUCCAAGAAACAACAGCAAAUGGCUCAAGAAUUGUGUUGUGGAAGGGGAGAUUAUUGGGUUGCCUUUAGUUUUGCUUUUAUUAUGUAUUCUUCUUUUAUAUAUUGUGAUUUUAUGUCGUGAACCACCCUGAGAUCUAAAGGUAGAUCAUAUGAUUAUGAUUAUUACAACUAAUAAUAAUAACUAAUAAUAAUAAUGAGAUCUACCCGUAGAUCUCAGGGUGGUUCACGACAUAAAAUCACAAUAUAUAAAAGAAGAAAUAAUAAUAAUAAUAAUAUCAGUUGCUGGAAACCGCAGGAGGAAAGUGUUGCUCUUGCGUUCGAAUCCUGCUUGCUGGUUUCCCACAAGGCAUCUGGUUGGCUAAUGUAAGAACAGGAUGCUGGACAAGAUGCCCCACUGGCCUGAUCCUGCAGUCUUUUCUUACGUUCUUCCCUGCAAAUGUGGCAAUUCCAAAUGGCUCAUGGUGGCCAGCUGGGGAGUUGUGGGUCCUGACCUUUUUCUGGUGAAGGGGAUAAGAGUUCUUGACUCCCUCGGUGGAACUGUGUUUGCUGGAAAACAAAAACAAGGGUCCUCCCUCCACCGUUAUUCAAAAUGAUCUGGCCUUGUCGAGGAAAGGACCACAACAUGGCAGCUUCCCCUAAUUUGAAAUCUGUGUCAUUCUCAAUAAGUGAAUUCCAUUCCUGUUAACCGCAAUCUGCUGUGGCAUGGACUUGCACCCAGAAUGCAUCUCCUGAAGUUCUUCAGCAGGAGUUAUGUUGGGCACUAAAAAAACAGUUUCAGAUCUGUAGUUCAGCCCAAGGGGGCUGAAACCUAAAAGAUUUGGUUCUAAUCUUUGGGGAUUGAUCGAACCUUCCUGCAUUUGCUGGAGAGGGUGAGGUAGCUGGUUUCAGGUUUGCUGGGUGUGUGUGUGGCAGGUUUAUGGCUUGGUUGUUUUCAGGUGAAUUUUCAAAGCUGAGGAUGUGUUUUCUGGCCCUCUUAAUCCCUUUACUGCUUGUGGAUUGGGGUGGCCUUUGUUCUCUCCUCGAAUGUAUUUGAAGUGCCCGGAUUUCAGUACUUUGAAAUGCUGGUCUUUGCUGGAAGUUUGCAUCCACUGUGACUAAUCCAUUUCCCAUAUCGCGACGGCAUUCCAGGGUGCGCCAGAAUGCUGUUCUGUGCCUAGGGCUGCACACAACAGUCCAAAAAUCUGCUUGCAUGGCCUCCGGUAGCAUAAGUAGAGAAUCUGUGUUCAGGCGCUUGAAAUACCAAAAUUUGUAGGGUGUGCAAUGAACUUAAUGGAUGCAACAAAAACAGCAUGAAAUAUAGUAUAAAACGUGAAUAACAGUAAAUUCAGAAUUCAAAAUCAAUUUAGGGGAGAAAUCCAUCCAAUAAACAUUAGAUGAUCACCAGGGCUAGCUGGCUAAAUUUGGGCCAGCGAGACCAGGGGAGAAUUAGCUGUGGGAUCCCAGAGCGGGUAAUCUUCAUAAAAGGGGGGGGGGGGGGAGGAAGGGGACUAAAAGAUCAGGCUAAGUUCAAAUUGAAAGCCAGGUGGAAUAGCUCUGCAGAAGGAAGUUAAAUCCUGGAGGGCCCUGGUCUCAUGGGACAGAACAUUCCACCAGGUCGGAGCCAUCACUGAGAAGGCCCUGGCCCUGGUGGAGGAUAGUCUGGCUUCCUUAGGGCCCGGGACCUCUAAACUGUGGUUAUUCAUGGACCUUAAGGUCCUCUGCAGGGCAUACCAGGAGAGUUGGAUGGGGUUCCUAAAGUCAUCUGGUUCAGCCCCCUGCAGAUGCACUUAUAUAGUCAGGUCAGGCCAGGCCUCCCUUGCCUCCAGCGAGCCGAGAGGGGUUGACAGGUGUGGUCUUGUGGGAAAACAGGCCUCUCCCAUCUCUCAGCAGCAGAUUUGAGAAAAACCAGUCUCCGUGGGAGAAUUAAGAGCGCUCCACCUUUGCCAGCAGAAAGCAAAAAACUUUGGGCCAUGCAGCUGCCAAGAGAUGGUUCAGUGGUUGGAAAAUAAAAACUUCUUCCCCAACCGGUAUUUUUGAAACCUGCCCUCCAAAAAAAUAGGUGUGGGGCUGCGUGGGUGGACCCCUGUCUAGUUCUUGGGACUUGAUGGGUGAAGGUCUUAACCGCACUCCUGACGGUUUCCUGUUGUCGAUGUCUUCAGAGUCGAACAGGAAAGACUCUGCAAAGUUGCCGGUCAGGAUGACUCUGAGGGUUUCGUUUCAAAAGGUUGCUUUGCUUUCGAAAGGCUGUCUGCUCUUACCCUAUCUAUUUAUUUCGUAAAAUUCGCACAGUGCCGGAUUGAAGAAAAUAACACUCCCACCUCAAAGCGGUUUGCAAGCAGUUAGGGAAAAAGAGAGAGAUGAAAUUAUCAAUGGGAAAAACCAACCACAACAACAAUUUAAGACAGUUAAUAAAAAGUGUGUGUGUUGGGAGACCACAGUGAAUUGCAUUUUUUACUUUACUUGAACCCCCAAUAUGCCAGGGACUCAUUGGGCCUGGGGGGGGGGUGAAACGUGUGUCCUUUGGGGGUCUUUUUCCUUCAGUUUAUCCCCCCCCCUUCUAAACCACAGAAGGCUGGGUCUUGCUGAAAGUUCUGCAGCUUUUAAUCUGUUGCUGCAGCUGAUCAGUUUGCCAACAUUUUAGAAACUUGAUUAAAACACCCCCUCCCCAUUAGUUGAAGGGGCUGAAGCCGAGUCAAGCUAGCAUUUUAAAGGGGUGUGUGUGGUUUUACUGAAACCAGGGCCAGUCCAUCUGUGACAAUGGACCCUUCCCAAAUACUGGAGGUUUUUUUGGAAGUAAGGCAAGUUCAUAUGUUUCCCUCUCAAAACCCGGCAACUGAAUACACUGUUGACACACUUUUUUUGCUGGGCAAAAUGUGUCCUGUUUCCCCUUUCCUAAUAUUAUUUAAAAAGGCACCUUUUUGAGAUGGUGCAAUUAAAAGCUUCUCUCGCUUCCCACAACCAAAGAGAUUUUUUAAAAAGGGUUCGGCUAGGUCUUUUUAACAAGUUGAAAGUCCCCUUUUGCACCUGCCCUGGGGGGGGGGCGGUUUCUAGCCUGGCAGCUGCAAGGCGGGUGAAUGGGGAUCGGAGACAGAUGGUUGAAACUCCACCCGCCCCCUUUAUUGAAGCAGGGAACAUCUGCCUGGAUUUCUGAGCCGCAGCCUCUUGGUCUUUUGAGAGAAAAGCUUGCAUUCCUUGGGAGUGUCCAGUUGAAGGACCUUAAAUACUUCUCUCCUCUUCUGCCUCCUCUUGCAUUCAUUCAUCUUCAAAGGUUUUGGGAGAUGCAACAGGCGCCCCUCUUGAAACGGGGCUGCCUCAAGGAGGCCUUUUGUACUUGGGGGACAGACGCAAAGGGGGAUCUGCUAGGCUGCGACUAGGCUGUGUGCAGGUUGAAAGGGGGGGGGGGAAUGGCAGGAAAGCCUUGGAGAGCCCCCCCUGCGUCUAGGUGGCUUGUGAGAAGUGGCCUUCCAUUGGGGGGAGGUUAGCUGUGUUCCCUUCCUAUUAGUGUUUCCAUUUUCUGUAUUUAUAGCCCAGCUUUUCCUCCCAGGAGCUCAAGGUGGAAUCCAUGCUUUGCCCCCUUUGUUUAACUGCCCCGAUACAACAUCCCUGCGAGGAGGCUAGGCUGAGAUAAGAUAGCAAUGGGGCCCCGAGGUCACACCUAGGAAGCUUCACAGCCGAGUGGUGGGAUUUGAACCCAUGCCCUUGUCUGGCACUGUAACCAAUACAUCGCACUGUCUCUUUUGUCUGCGGUGGGUGGAGAUUGCCUUUGUGAAGAGCCUGCAGCGAGGGGUUGGGUGGGCUUUGAAUCCUUUUUCCUUUUGGUUGGGACCUGCGGGUUGUGAGCCCAGCCCGGACAGGUGUGCCUGGAUGCGCAGUGACUUGUGUGCAGUGACUCUAGAGCAGGCUUCCUAAACCUCGGCCCUCCAGAUGGGACUACAACUCCCAUCAUCCCUAGCUAGCAGGACCAGUGGACAGGGAUAAUGGGAACUGUAGUCUCAAAACAUCUGGAGGGCCGAGGUUGAGGAAGCCUGAUCUAGGGCAACUCUGUGCGAUUACGCAGCAAGCCAGCCCUGGACCACUGCACAGUGGUCUCCUCACUGGCCCAAAGAGGACUAAUUUAGCCAGCUAGCCCUGGUGAUCAUCUAAUGUUUAUUGGAUGGAUUUCCCCCCUAAAUUGAUUUUGAAUUCUUGAUUUAUUGUUAUUCGCGUUUUAUACUGUAUUUUAUGCUGAUUUUCGUUGCAUCAAUUAAGUGUUUUAAAUUUGUUGAUACCCACCCUGAGCCCGGUUUUCUGAACCGGGAAUGGCGGGGUAUAAAUAAAAUUUUAUUAUUUACUAUUGUGCUCGGAUCCUGCUUGCCAGUUUUCACAGGCAACUGGUCGGCCGCUGUGUGACUGGACCAGAUGGGCCACUGGCCCUGAUCCAGCCAUCUUUGCCAUCCUUAUAAGUGAUCUGCGGUGCGUGGCUUGCUGCAUCUUCUGUUGCGCAGCCCUGGCUGAAUUAAGCCAAACCUAACAGCAGAGGGGAAUAACCUUGCUUGGAAGGCUGGCGAUGGGCGUGCGUGUUCAGCAAUAGCUGGGGGCAGAUGGCACCCGAGAGGGUCCCCACCCUGAUUCGCAGCAGCAGCACCCGCUGCCAUGGGAAUGCCCUUGUUCUCCCCACGCCUCCAUGCAGAAAGGGAUCUUUCCAGGGGAUCCUUGAACCAAGGCCCCCUCCCUCCUUGCCCAAAGCUGGCAGCAGCUGGCAGCCGCUUUCAUGUCUCCACAAAGACCACCCUGCAACCGCCGGGCCACGCUUAUUAACUCUUGAAUGGCCACAGCGCAAGGGGGCCCAGCUCAGGGCAGCUGGGAAACGGUGUGUGUGUGUGAAACCACUGCACAGCGGGAGACAGGAAUGGCUGAACAUGGUAUGGCUAUAGAGGAGCGGGAUCUGAACUCGGCACAAAAAAGCAAGACGUUGGGCAACUGUGCUUUUAGUUUCUGAAGUUCAGAGUUGAAAAAUAAUUGAAAAAGAAAAAUGCGUAGCUUUGGUCAGCUGAUAGCCUUCCUUGGUGAAUUGCUUGAUUUAGAGAGCAGGCGAGGAAGAGGCGAGGCGGCAGAAGUUUGCAACUGGGGAGAAAGAGGGUGGGGGAAAGUUUUCUUCCCUCUUCGCCUAACGUCUGAGGCAGCUGCAUGUUGGGAGAUUCGGGAUAGAUAGAACAAAGUCCAUCUUCACGCAGCACAUGGUUAGACUGCGGAACUCCCUGCCACUAAACUGGAUGGCUUUAGAAGUGGAUUAGGAAAAGGAGGAGAGGGUUAUGGCCGCAAUGGCUCUGCUCUGCUUCCGCAGUCGCUCCUGAAUCCCACUUGCUGGAAACCACAACAAGUGGGAGCGCUGCUCUUGUGUUCGAAUCCCGCUGUGUGGAUUUCCCUUUGGGGCACCUGGGUCCUGGCCAUUGUGGACUAGCCGGGCCUGAUCCAGGAAGGCUCUUUUGAUGGUCUUUAGUUGUGUGCCUUCUUUAUGAAUGGGAGGAUUUCUGCCUCCCUCUCUGCUUUUGGGGCAACGCAGCCCGGAUUAGGGUGUAGCUGGCCCUGAUUCGCGCCCACACCCUUGGGAGGCUGUUGGCCUCUCCCAGUCAGGGACUCUCGCAGCAACGCAUUGGGGGCGCCCCUUGACACUGAGCGAAACAUGCAUGAUUUUCCUGUCUUCAUCCAACAGGUUUGAGAGGAACAUGUUCGGGUCUCAGAGAGUCUUCAGAAAGUAAGUUCUUUACAUCCUACAGUGGCACAAUGACCCAGGAAAGCCCCAUGACUCUUUCUCUCCCUCCCCCUUUCUCCUUUGAGAUGCUCUCAAGCCCCCAUCCUUGAGGGCUUCACCCCACCCACUCCUGUCUUGCUUAAGAAACCAUCUGCUACCUUCUGCACGUCGCCUGAGCACGCCAAGACUUGCAGACGCUAAUAAUAUUUCAGGGUUUAUUAUCUCCAGGUUCCUGGGGCUGGUGGGUGGGCUUUUUUCCUGUCUCCGCGCAUUAUUGUUAUUAUUAUUGGCAAGGCUCCCAUUAUGGCGCUGGGGAGAUUGAACUAACUAGGUCGCCUAUGCAUGCAGCAGAAUCAAGCGGCAAGGUUUUCCUGGUCUGCAUGCAGGAAGCUGCCUUGUACUGUCUUAACUCAGUAUUGCCUCCACUGAUUGAUAGCUGUUUAUCUGCAGGUUUUCAUAGAGGUCAGUCCUGCCUGGAUCUGCCCUUUGGGAUUGUUGGGGUGUUGUUGAGAGGCUGCAAAUGUCCCUUGUGGAAAUUGCUAUUGCAUGUGAAGGAGAAUUUACCAAGCGGGACUCACAGCUGUUCAUUUGACAUUCUGCCUUUGCACACCCAGAAAGUGUGCUUCGGGGUUGGACUAGAUGACCCUUGGUGUCUCUUCCACAAUCCUACAGUUUUAUGAUUCUCUGAAUCAUAAGACGUGGUCUCUUGCCUGCAGCUAGAGGCGGGACAGUCAGGAGAAAGCUUUUCUGUCUGGGAGUCCUCUGAAAGUAUCAGCCAGUCCUUCGAUUUGGCAGAACCCGAGCAAAUAUCUAUUUAUCCCGUUCCAGAUAGGAAUAUCUUUUUAUGGAACAUUGCAAAGUGAUUUGAGAAUAGAACAUCCAUGAUAAACACAGCAGUUUCAUAUGUAAAAAACAACUUUUGAAACCUUCCUAAAUAGAUUCAGAGUAGGAUAAAAAUCUCCAGUGGGAGAGAGUUCCAAAGUCUGCAGCUGACGAUGAUUUCCCUCUUUUUUUCCUUGCAGUGAUUAUCUUCCCAUCAGAAGAAUCCAGUCUUUGCCGGUAAGUUUACCAGCUGUUUUUUUAAACCAGGAAGCUUCGCUUGGUGCCUCCUCAUCUUGAGAAGUGGGGACUGAAAUAUUCUGUACAUGCUCAGGAGCAAGGGAGUCUUUGUGCAGCUAGGCUGAGCCCUAAUCUUUCAAAAUAAUAAUAAUAAUAAUAAUAAUAAUAAUAAAUUAUACCCCGCCCUUCUGGCUGGGUUUCCCCAGCCACUCUGGGCGGCUCCCAACAGAAUAUUAAAAACAUAAUACAGCAUUAAACGUUAAAAACUUCACUAAACAGGGGUGCCUUCCGAUGUCUUCUAAAAGUCAGAUAGUUGUUUAUUUCCUAGACAUCUGAUGGGAAGGCAUUCCACAGGGCGGGUGCCACCACCGAGAAGGCCCUCUGCCUGGUUUCCUGUAACCUCAGAUUGAGAGAACUGCCAGAAGGCCCUCGGAGCUGGAUCUCGGUGUCCGGGUAGAACGAUGGAGACGCUUGUCCUGUGGGGUUGCCCAUGAGAAUCUAAACCUGAGUGCAAAACUCAUCCUCCUUGACUUGUGGCUUGGCAGGUGCAGUUUCUGGGUUCGAGUCCCACGCUGAGGAACAUUUCCAACUGCAAGGAAUUCAACAGCUCACUGGCGGCCGAGACGGACUCUGGCCUCCAAGGCAAUGGCGGAAAUGUAAGUGGUGAGAACUGUGCCUUCCUGGUGCAGCCCCCUAACGCCCCCUCUCCGCCCACUGUGCAGCGCUGCUGAAUGGGCGACCUCCUCGCGUCCUUCCGAAAGUUGCAGUGCAUCUCUGCUUCCUCCCCCUGCAGGAAGGCGCCAUCUUCAAGAAGCCCCUGCGACCCGCGGGCAGGUUGUGCCUCUCCGGUGGUGGGGCUGGCAAGAAGGACCCCUUUGCACAGAGGCCAAACUCUGCUCCAGACCUCAUGGUGAGUGCUUCUUUUGCAAGAGCAAUACUCUCUGAUUUAUUUGCUUUUCUGCAGUUUUUGGUCGCCUCUCGUUUCCCAGGUCCCAAUUCAUGGCGUUAAAUCCAAGAUGGAUUUUUGGUUCUCAGCCGGAUGAUAACUGUGCCUGUGACUCUUAGCUUAGGUUAGAUUCAGACAUGCACAGUCCCAGCAGUUGCUGCGUUUUGGGAGAACAUUUGCCAUGUUGAGCAUUGCACUCAAUUCUUCUUCAAGAAUUGGUGGGGGGAGAAAACAGCUUUUGUUGCAGAAGUGGCAAGCAUAGAAACCCCCCAGGUUUUUUUCCCUUUUGCAGCCAAUUGAUAAUUGCCAAUUAAAGUCACAUAGCUGGGUUUAAGCAGGUCUUAGUCUAGACAGACCCCGGGUGGGAUAUCUCCUGGAAUUCCUGUUACAUCCUGCUGCCAUUGUUCUACGUUUGAUGAAGAACAGGAUAUGCCCAUAAUAAAAUAGACAAGGUGGAGGGGCAAGGUGCUUUGAAACAAAUACACAACGGUGGCUUUUUUUCAGCCCCCUCCCAUUUCAUGUCUUUCACUGUUGCAUGUUUUCCUUCUCCCUCCUGUCCCUUUUUCCUCUUGUGACAUGCCUUUUUAAGAUUGCAAACCCAAGAGUAAUGCUACUGAAUUUAUGAUUGUUGUUCUUAUUUUAAAAAGCCACUCUGGGAGCCAUCUCGUAGGGCAUAAAGGAUUUUAAUAAAUGCAAAAUGUCUUGAUGGUUCUGUGUUCCUUGCCCCUUUCAGUAUUCGAGCCCAGAGAAAGAGAACAGGAGCCCAGGAUCUGAUAGCCAUGUCUACCUCCGCCGCUCGUCCUUGACCUCCUUCAUGGUUGACGAAGAUAAUGAUGAUGAUGGGUUUUUGGAAAUCCUGGAUGAGGAAGACCUGAAGGUAAGGCUUUUAAGAUCCUAUCUUGCAUCAAAGAAAGCAAAAUUCUGUCUGCUUGAACUGCAAUCCCAAGCAAGGCCGACUUGGGAGUAGGUUUCAGUGGUGCAAAUUCCUAGAGAAACCUGGUUGGCGUUGCAAUUUAACCUUCACAGCUCACUCUGCAAACCUCAGCCUGUACCGCCAUUUCCGCUGCUGUUUUUUGAUGUCUGUGUGCAAACUGCUGUUUUUUGUUGAGUUUUCUCCAAAGUCACAAAAUUAAUUAGACUUGUAGUUGUCUGCUUGUUAGGCGUAUAGAAAGGGAAGAGCUGUGCUAAACACAGCUGGCCGAUUUUUGAACUUGUCUUUGUGACCUGGAUAGAAAAUAUACUAUCAGUAUUGAGGUUUUCUCUGAAUUCUGUGUGGAGUUUGUCAUUGCUUGCAGCUCGGACUCAACAGAAGGCAGUUUUUUGUAGAAUUUCUACAAAAUUUUGUAGAAUUUUGUAGAAGUCCCAAGGGAACAGCGCUGUGGGUCUGUAAGGACCGCCUUUUUGUAUGACAUUCCUAUUCCAACCUUCCUCCGAGGAAGGCUAUGGUGGCAUCCCUAGCUCCAUUUCAUCCUUGCAACAACCAUGUCAGGCAGGCUAGGCAGAGAGAUGUCAGCUGGCUGAAGAAUCGCCCUGGUGAGCUUCAUGGCUUAAGAGGAAUCGAACCCUGGUCUCCCAGGCUCUGAAACCACAAGUAAAGAAUCCUUGGCAGAUCUCUUGUAACUUGAUCCAGUAGCGUCACUACAUAUGGCAGAUUCGUAUAUACAGAUAAGAGUACUGUCCUGUGUUGUAUGCGGGGCAGCCAUCAAAAAAUGGCCCAGAAAUCAGCUAGCACAAGCUUUAAAAAUCGGCUGCUUUGAUUUAUUGGCUUUGUUUUUAAAUUCCUUUACUUUGGCUGUCUUUCUUCUGAUGUGUUUUGAGCCUGCCUGUUUGUUAGAUUUAGCCACUUUCUCCUUUCGUAUCGCUGUUGGGUUUUCUUUGGGGUUCCCCUGCCCUCUUCUUUCCCAUUGCACAAACCCCCAGCCUGGGGUGGGGGUCUCCUGAGCCAGCCCCGCUUCAAUAAAUGGGUCCUACCUUCCCUCCUCCAGGGCGAUGGAAAUUUCCCGUUGGGUAUGGAGAACUUGCUAAUGGCCCCUCUGGUGAGGAAGGAAGAUGAGUCCAGCCUGGUACGUGACAGUGCCGUGUUAACACCCUUUGUUUGUCCCCUGUCCCCCCCCUCCAAAAAAGAAUUUGUUCUGUGGGUGACCAAGGUCUUGGUACUGGUGUUGAUGUGGCAUUUUAAGGAAGAGAAACUUCAGCUUGAGGGCAGGCCUUCCUUCUCCCUCGUUCUUUCCUCUCCUGAGAUCCCCAUCUCCUUCCCCAGUGGGGAGUGGUGGUGGGACGACAACGGGUGGUAAGAGCGGGAGGACUGGGAAGAAGAUGUGUUGGAAGAUCAAGAGGCAACAGGGCUCAGUGAGCAGGGAGAGACUGGGGAAGAGAGCAGUCCAGAAUUGGAGGCAGAAGCAGGAGAGAGGUAGAGAUGAAUCUCCAAGAACCAGGAGAGGCGUGAAGAGGGCGGAGGAGAGGUUUAGCUACAGGUAGGCACAGUCUCCGAUUGCCUGGGGGAAACCCUGGAGAGGAGGGGACUUAGGCAGCUGUGGGGAAUCAGGGACCUUCAGUCUCAGCAACUGCUUCAUGGGGGAAGACCUACCGGAGAUGAGUUGCUGUCCUCAUUAGGCCUGAAACUUGUGCAGAUAGUGUGUGUGUUUUUUUGCUAAUAAGAAGUUUUUGCAGUGGGGUGUUUGGGAGCGGGCCGCUCACUUCUGGAGCUUCUUGCAAACUGCUCUGGAUAUGCUAGGGCCGGAUGGCCGCCUGGCCUUCCAGCUACUUGCUGAGAUUGAAACUGUCUGCAUGUUAGACUGUUUCAGUGACUCCUGUGUCCUGGCAGGGGCUGAUGGGAGUUGUAGUUCGAAGCCUCUGGAGGUUGCCAGGUCGGCAAAGCCUUGCCCCACAUUUGUGAGGGAAAAGUCAAGUUGAUUCAAGUCUUCCCCAUGUGGAACUUGAUUCUUUCCCCCCCAAUUUUUUAAAAUUAAUUUUCAAUGUGGAACUUUGAUUCUUGCUAAGAAACAGCGGUGGAGAAUUUCUAGAAUCGUUGUGUUGGAAGGGUCCUGAAGGUCAUCCAUUCCAGCCCCCUGCAAUGCAGGAAAACGCUUUGUCUUGGACCUUUCCUCCUGACCCCGUGGUAUUUCCACAAACAGUAUAUUUUUCGAGGCCAUGUGAAAUGGCUUUGUCUUUGUUGCGUUUUUAAAAGUCUAUAUACCGUGUUUUUCGCUUUAUAGGGCGCACCCGACCAUAGGGCGCACCUUGUUUUAGAGGGGGAGAACAAGAAAAAAAAUUCUCCCCCUCUCUGCGCAGCGCCCCUUCAGCGAAGCGGGAGGAGAAAUGGAAGGGGCUCCAUUUCUCCUGCCGCUUCGCUGAAGGGGCGCUGCGCAGAGAGGGGGAGAAUUUUUUUUCUUGUUCUCCCCCUCUAAAACAAGGUGCGUUCAGUCGCCUUCAGUGAAGGCAACACGAAGCCUCCGGAGCGCAGAAGGAGUUCCCGCUGUGCUCCGGAGGCUUCGGGUUCCUUUCGACCUGCUCUUUGGGGCUGGCAGGGGGAAGCCCGGCUUUCCCCCACCGCCAGCCCCAAAGAGCAGGUCGGGGAGCAGCGGAAAGGCUGUGCGCAGCCUUCCCGCUGCUCCCAGAGCUUGUCAGGGCUGGCGGGGAAAGCCCGGGUCCCCCCCCCCCCAGCCCCAGGGACCACACAUUCGUCCAUAAGAUGCAUAAACAUUUCCCCUUAGAUUUUAAGAGGAAAAAAGUGCGUCUUAUGGAGUGAAAAAUACGGUAAAUAAAAAGUACCAUGCCAAGGUCUAUCUCUCUUUCAUGCAGUAUUGGAGUCUCAUGAUAUCCCUCUUUCUCCCCCAAACUGGAGCAGAGCCCCCUGGGAUCCGGCAAAUGCCGCCGUCUGUUCCGCUCCCCGUCCAUGCCCAGCGCCGUCAUCCGGCCCAUCCUGAAGCGGCUGGACCGGCCCCAGGACAAAGAGACGCCGGUGAAAAACAAGAGGCGGAAGAGUCUGGCUGGCGGCGCCAUUGAAGAGAAGGAAGAAGAGCCGGUAAUUCAUGCAACAAAGGCUGCAUCACAAGGACGUGGGAAGAGGGAGGGUUGGAGGCGGCAAUAAAGGGAAUGGGGCCUUUUUAGGGGUGGCUCCCUGCUUGUGGAAUGCUCUCCCCAUCUGACACCAUCGUUGCAUAUCUUUAGGCGCCAGGCAAAAACGUUCCUCAUUCACCAGGCUUUUGUCUUUGAACAAUCUGUGGCCUUUUUGCAGGAAUAUUUUAAUGUAGUUAAAACAUUCAGAUUUUUCUUGUUGACGUGUGUGUUUUGCUUAAGAUGUUGGAGGUUGCUUCAAAUUACUGCAGCAAAAAAAAGCAACUAAUGAAUUUAAAUAAUACAUUUCGGGGGAGGCAGGCUGCUGAUGUGAAGGCUUGUUGUUGUUUAGCCUUCCAAGUCCUAGGGCGCCUUCUGGCCCGGUCUUUUAAGAUGGGUUGCCACGUAUUUCUUGUGAGGUAUUGCUCAAUUUCUGGGGGCUGCAUCAGAAGAAAGGGGUAGCAGCGGCUUUUUGUAUGCUUAUUGUGGGUUUGUUUAUUUCAUUUUGCAAGAUUUGUAUAGCGCUUGACUGCAACGAAAGUUUCAAAGCAGAAUAUAGUGAUAACAUUAUCAGUUGUUAUUUAAAAAGCAAACACCUGGGAGGAGAUUCUGAUGUAGCUUCUGCCCAAAUGACUUGCUUGAGCCCAUUGCUGGCGCCCAGGAAGGAGUCUUUGCCGGUUUUAGUGGGAGAAAGUUCUCACUUCUGGGUGUCAGUGAUCUACAACUCCCACCAUGCUUUGCCAUGCUUGCUGGGGCUGAUGGGAGUCGCAGUCCACCAGCGCCGUACAGGGCCAAUGGUUCCCUGCUCCUGAUCUCGGAUGCUUACUGGGUUUGGCAUCAUGGACGUGCCCACACAGACCCCCUAACAGUCCUUCUCGUCUGCUUUCCCUAGAAACCUCGGCUGGUUCGCUCUCGCUCCUGCUGCCCCAGCGAGAUCGCAAACAUCUUGGACAAUGACCACCGAGAGCUGAUCGGAGACUUCUCGAAGGUACUGGCAAGAAUCCCUGCAAACCGUGUUAGGUUAUGCAAUGCUAUGCGCGUACUGCCUUUUGGCCAAAAAAGACUGCUCGCAGUACCAGUGCAAACACAAAACAAUGCAAAAUUGAAUGAAAUUGUAGCCUUUCAGAAGGACUAAAAUGCAUUUGUUUCCCUGCUAGGCUUACGUUUUGCAAACGGUGGAAGGGAAGCACCAGGACCUCAAGUACAUCUCUCCAGAAAUGGUGAGCAAGUUUGGAAUCCAAUAUCCUGGGAUGCUUCUAUCUCUAUCGCACAAGGGACCUGUAGCUUUGCUUUCCGCAGCUGUUGGGGCCACCACCUUGAAGACCUGGUCAUACAGCCUUGCUUUACCCAUGGAUCUUGUGCCCCAAUGCAACUGUUCAAAAAUGCUAGACUGGGGGAAGGAGAGCUGGGAGGAAAUUUGCAUCUAGAAACCGAUGCGUCCCGGUUCUGACCAAACUCUGCCUCCUAGAGCAAAAUAUACAGUAGGAGUUUGGUCAGAACUGAGUCUACACUUCCAGUUAACACUAAAAGCAUUACUUCUGGAACAUGAGCCACCAUAGUCGCUAGAGGGCCAUUAAAAUUUGGGCUUUUUAGACUCCUACCAAAUCCUACCUAUCAAUUUGAUUUUUGAUUUCAUUGUUACGUUUUAUACUGUAUUUUAUGCUGUUUUUUGUAGCAUCAAUUAAAGUGUUUUAAAUUUGUUGUUAGCAGCCCUGAGCCUGGUUUUCUGAACCGGGAAGGGCAGGGUAUAAAUAAACAUUAUUAUUAUUAUUAGAGGAUAUAUUUAAAGUAGAUAAUUAAAUGAGUAAAUUAAAUGAAUUUGGAUAUGCAGAAGAUGAUAAAUUUAAGGGACCGCAGAAAGAGGGGGAAGGAAGUUGAACUUUGAAAUGUUAAAAUGAUUAUAUAAUAAUAAUAAUAAUAAUAAUAAUAAUAAUAAUAAUAAUAAUUUAUUAUUUAUACCCCGCCCAUCUGGCUGAGUUUCCCCAGCCACUCUGGGCGGCUCCCAAUCGUUAAAAACAGUACAGCAUUAAAUAUUAAAAACAUCCCUGAACAGGGCUGCCUAAUGAAGAACUAAUGAAAUGUAUAAACAUGAAAAGUACAGUGGUACCUCGGGUUAAGUACUUAAUUCGUUCCGGAGGUCCGUUCUUAACCUGAAACUGUUCUUAACCUGAAGUGCCACUUUAGCUAAUGGGGCCUCCUGCCGCCGCCGCACCGCCAGAGCACGAUUUCUGUUCUCAUCCUGAAGCAAAGUUCUUAACCUGAAGCACUAUUUCUGGGUUAGCGAAGUGUGUAACCUGAAGUGUAUGUAACCUGAAGCAUAUGUAACCUGAAGUACCACUGUAUAAAUAAAAACAUAAUAAUAAUAAUAAUAAUAAUAAUAAUAAUAAUAAUAAAGUCUGGCACCAGUGACCUCUUCCAGGCUGCACUCCCAGGAUGGCAGCAAGCAGUGCUUAAAGUCUCUGGUGCAAAAUAAUACAAGUGAUUCUGCGUAUGGCUUAUUUUUUACUGUUGUCCUUUGCCCCCAGAUGGCGGCUGUUCUGACGGGCCAGUUCAGCAACCUCAUCGAGAACUGUGUGAUCGUGGACUGCAGAUACCCCUAUGAAUACGAAGGAGGCCACAUCAAGGUGAGCACUCUGCCUGCUUGAGGUCUCUGGGUUCGAGGAACCUCCCCUGUCCCAAGCGCAGCUCAAGGGGCUGAGGGAUCGCCCUGCCAGAGUCCUGCCCGGCUCGGGACCCUCCUGCUGCCAAUAAAACAACGUCCGUCUCAGGCUGGAGGAUUGUACAGUACACAGGACACCAGCGUCUACAUUUUUGUAGUAUUUUAGUUGGGUCGUGUUGCCAAUGGGAGCUGGUUGCUCCUUCCAUACGACGCCCCACCUCUGGAAACCCCAAUACGUGGUGCUGUUCCCAGUGGGGGCAUUUGUGGGGUGGGGGCAACCCCUCAAAAGCCAAACUAAGCUUGUUUUUAAAAAAGAGAAUAAGCCCAGUAUGCCUCCUGAGAAUUACUUCUGACCCCUGAGGUUCGUGGCCCCAUCCCUUUGUGUAAUUUUGGAGGUGGAAGGGGACACCAGGGGUCAUCUACUCCAACCCCCUUCACUCCCCAUGACCAACUUUGGAGGGAAAACAAAACCUUGCAUCAUUUUUCUCGCUUAUCAAAUUGUGUUUUCCUCCCUGUAUCCUCAGUGUUUUGUAAACUGUAUAUUGAUGGAUGCUUUUUUAAAAAAAUAAAUCAGUGGUGGCCCUUGCAUUUGGUGUUCGUGUUUGACGUGCAAAAAGGCUUUCUUUUGCUCUGGCAAACCCCUCCUGUGAGGUAGGCUAUUCCUGUUGCCUGCAGAGCCCGUCUUCCAGGCUACCAGAGGAGGUCUGGGAAGUGGUGACCUUUCAACACCCCUUGUCCCCCAGAUCAAUGUCCAGCUCUUCAGCUGCUGGCUUCCUAAAACUGAACCGCAUUUCAACAACAACAACAACAAUUUUUUUAUUAUUUGUACCCUGCUCAUCUGGCUGGGUUUCCCCAGCCACUCUGGGGCGGCUUCCAACAAAGAUUAAAAAUACAUUAAAAUGUCACACAAUAAACACUUCCCUGAACAGGGCUGCCUUCAGAUGUCUUCUCAAAGUCAGAUACUUGUUUUUCUCUUUGACAUCUGGUGGGAGGGCGUUCCACAGGGCGGGCGCCACCACCGAGAAGGCCCUCUGCCUGGUUCCCUGUAAUUUGGCUUCUCUUAGGGAGGGAACGCCAGAAGGCCCUCAGAGCUGGACCUCAGCGUCUGGGCAGAAUGAUGGGGGUGGAGACACUCCUUCAGUUCAUUUCAUUUCAAGUUCAAGAGUCCUGGCAAAGCACAAAACCCAUGCCCCUAUAGAACUCUACUCCUAGCCGAGGGCUUGUUGACAUCUUCCUAUCCUGGGGGGUUGGACUGGAUAGCCACUGGGGGGUCCCUUCCAACUCUGAUUCUACAAAAUCAGAAAGUAUCACGCUAGAGACUUAGCAUUGAGUGGAAGUGAGAGUCUUCGGCGGGAAGUCUGAGUCUUGCUCACCUACAGAAAUCUUUGUUCUCUCAAGAUCAAUUCCCAUAUUUCAAUAAGCUUCGUAUUUUGUCGCAUACCUGCACUUAAAAGUGUGUUUGCGCACCGGGUGUGGAAGGGAGGGAAUUGGUGAUGCUUUUUGCUAUGGGUCUGUUUGAUGGAUCCUGUCCUGACCCUGCCUUUCUCUUCAGGGCGCUGUGAACCUUCCUCUCGAAAAGGAUGUGGAAGAGUUCCUUCUCAAGAAGCCCAUCGUGCCGUGUGACCCGGCAAAGAGGGUGAUCGUUGUUUUCCACUGCGAGUUCUCCUCCGAGAGAGGACCCAGAACGUGAGUAGCUUCUGCUGCCUCCUCUCCUGAACACCAGCCACUCCCAGUUUUUCUGAAAUAGGUGUUUUCAGAUUUCUGUUUCCUUGAGGACUAGGGGCUUGAAGUGGAAAUAUCAUCAUCAUCAUCAUCAUCAUCAUCAUCAUAUUUUUAUUUAUACCCAGCCCUCAGGGCGGCUAACACCAAUAAAAUCACAGUAAAAACAUAAUAGGGGGAAAAGGGGGGGGGUGGAGAAAAGAAAAAAACCCAAUUUAAAAUACAGGUUAAAAUGCAAUUUAAAAUGCAGCGCAGCCUCAUUUUAUAAUAGCUGAUAAAUCAAGACCUUAAGGGGAGGGAAGCAUAAGGGUCAGACUGAGUCCAAACCAAAGGCCAGGCGGAGCAGCUCUGUCUUGUAGGCCCUGCGGAAAGAUGUCAAGUCCCGCAGGGCCCUGGUCUCUUGUGGCAGAGCGUUCCACCAAGUCGGAGCCAUUACUGAAAAGGCCCUGGCCCUAGUGGAGACCAAUCUGACCACCAUGCGACUUGGGACCUCCAAAGUGUUGUUAUUUGUGGACCUUAAGGUCCUCCGCGGGGCAUACCAGGAGAGGCGGUCCCGUAGGUACGUGGGUCCUAGGCUGCAUAGGGCUUUAAAGGUCAAAACCAGCACCUUAAACCUGACCCUGUACUUUUAGUCCUUUGAUGCCCAGAACAGCAAGAAAACCGUAUGUGUGUGCGUGCGUUUGUGUGUACCUGCAUCUCCGUAUUUAAGAUUAUGUGUGUUAACAAUUUGCGCUCUCCUCCAUAGGUGCCGUUUUGUCAGGGAAAAAGACCGGGCCAGCAACGAUUACCCUUCCCUGCACUAUCCUGAGCUGUACGUCUUGAAAGGAGGCUAUAAAGAAUUCUUCCCACAAUAUCAAGUGAGUUUUUUGCGAUGGGCUUAGACAAGCUGGAAGGUGUGCAGAGGAGGGCAACCAAAAUGAUAAAAGGCUCAUAUAUAUAUGAGACCUAAAAAUUCUUAUAACAGUAGCAACCCCCAAAAUAAACUAAGCACUGUUUGUUCUCUCCCUCCACAAACCAGAUGCACUGUGAACCCCAGAACUACCGCCCGAUGCACCACAAAGACUUCAAAGAAGACCUUCGCAAUUUUCGCCUGAAGAGCCGCACAUGGGCUGGGGAGAAAAGCAAGCGAGAGCUAUACAGCCGCCUCAAGAACUUCUAA